UACUUUGUCGCCGAUAAUGGCGCAUUUUUUAAAGUUUUUCUACUUUAUUUUUAAUUUUUCAAUUUUUUAUGAUGCGGUGUUUUGUGAAUUUAAUGAUAUGAUUAAUGAAAAUGCCGUCUCCAUCAAAACGUAUAUGUUUUGGCCUGAAGCCACAGUACCUUUUUACAUAACACCUCAGCAUUUUGAUCACACCCAGUCGUUAGCAAUAAUGAAUGCCAUCGCGUACAUCUCUUUCAAGACGUGUAUAAAGUUCGUUCCGGUGCAGGACUGUCCCAAGGCUAACGAGCAUGUGUUGGUGUUUGAAAAUCCUGAGGGAAUCAGAAAGUGCGUCAUAAACAGUGGUGGGAAUUCCAUUGACGAGCCUCAUAGGUUGCUGAUCGGCUACGACUGUCUGCGAGCUCCUGAGAUAGACAUGCUCGUACUGAGGGCUCUCGGCUUCCCCUUCGAGCACAAUCGAUCCAUCAGAGAUCUGUACAUCGAGAUUCAACCAGAGAACUUUGAGCCAUCGGUAGCAGAGCUGUUUGCGAAAGAAUUUAAGAUGCCCCUGGAGUUCAGAUCGCUGCCGUAUGAUAUCAACAGCGUGAUGCACUUUGGUGAUAGAGAAUACAGCAAAAAUGGACACAGGGUUUUCUUAUUUAAGGAUCCAAAUACGUCACAGAGACGUGGCAGUUUAACCGCUUUGGACAUCCGCAAGAUAGAAAUCGUUUACGGUCCUGAAUGCCGUAAAAGAGAGCGAACAGAGAAAAUCGAAAUGUGCCAAAAUAUACCCGACAUGAAGAACUUAGCAGAAAAUAAUCCGUCAGAGUUGAAUAACGAUAUUGUCCCUUUCGGGAGAGCCAAGCGUGAUUCCAAUCCAGAUGCACUUGUCGAGAAGAACGACGAGACAAUGCGUAGAAAAAGAGAAAUAGGUAAUGGAGAGAGGAGUCUAAGGGUAAACCCAGAUAUAACGCCGCCUCCGUCCCCGACUGUAAGGGCGAAUACAGAUGUGACGCCGCCACCCUCAGAACAUCCACAGAAGAGCUUUGACCAGGAGCUGGAGGAUUUGGGUAUAAAAUCCGAUGUUGAACGGAUUAUCGAAGAGGUCUACAAAGUAACUAGAAUCGCGUUAGAACACGCAAGAAGUACAUAUUGCAACAAAACCAAAGCAUCUCUUCGAACAUACGAUGCGAAACCUUCUUUGAAACCUGUCUUUGUUUCGGAUAUUGUUUGGUCUAUAGUUAAUUACACUAAGAUAACUGUAGACAAAGCUUUAUUGAAUAUGACUCAGUUUUGUGCGGACUCUGACCUAUUAGAACAAUACCAAAGGGACAGCUGUCCAUUUUUCAAUAAACAUCUAUGUCCAAAAUCGUAUAGAUCCACUAAAUCUGGCAAUGUCAAAUAUCGUACCCAGCACAGACCUAUUAUAAAACAAUCAACAAAAUACCAUGUACAAAAAAGUCAUAUUUUUGAUAGCAUGUAUAGAUCUGGGAAUGCUACUGAAAACUCAGUAGACCAAGUUUCUGAAGUGAAUCAAGUGUUCGUUAAUGAAUCGAUAACUGCUUCUAUAAGUGCAGGUGUUUCGUUGUCAGAUGCUUCUAUAACGGAUGCUUCAGCAGCUCCAAGAAGAAAAAGGCAUGCUAUGGAUGCAGUGCAAAGUGCUUCAUCGCCAACACCAUCGGCUUCUAUUGGAUCAUCACCAGCUGAUUCUAAAGUUAGUAGUGGACAUGCACCAAAAUCGCACUCCAAUUCCCACCAUUCAAAAAAAGGAACGAAAACUAGACAUGCAAACUCAAAACAUGGCACCAGAAGUGGAAAGGCACACCGUUUAAGGUCAUCUAAGCACGGGCCACGCUCUGGCAACUCAUCACGUAUCAAACCAAAAACAACAUCAAAUCCUCUAAAAAUUAAACUACCAUUGUCUUUUGAGAACGCUUCCGCAUACGGUUGGGUUACAUGGCAGCCGAGUAACUCAUCAUCUGAAUUGCCAAAAAAUGAUUCAAAAUCGUCAACGGUAUCUGGAACAGUGCCUUCUGAACCUCAAUUUCGGGCACAGAACACCACUAAUUCUCCUAAAUCAAAUUUACGGAUGGGGACUACAAUAGUACAGGAUAAGAGAGUGUAUGAACAGAUCAGUCGGGAAAAGAGAGAUGUGGAAGCUGCUGAGAAUAAGCGACAGAAAACAGAAGAAAUCAAAGUGGACGUUCAAGGUGCAAAACCUACUAAUGAUUCGAGAAGAUAUUUUCAAAGUCGUAGAUUUCGUAUUAAUGGGCAGUUAAAGACAAACAAAAAAGAAUGGGAUCAAUCCAAAAUUUCACUAGAAGAGGACGGCCGCCGAUUUGCGAAAAGCAUUAAAUAUAAAAUUCAUGUACCACUCGAUAAGACAAUUGUUUCUGAACGAAGCUUCAAUGAUCGACAUAAAGAUAUCGAAAUUAAGUACAGAUAUCAAAGGAAAGAUAGAGAAGAUAAGAAAGUGAGAAAAGAGAGGGAAGACAGUAAACAGAGAUCUAAAAAAGCGAAGAUUGCUGAAGAGAGCGCAGAUAUUAAUGAGGAAGUGUUUACCAAAGAUAGUAGUCAAGAAGAUAGAAUUAAACCAAAGAAAAAAGAGAUCGACACUAGUGCAAGAGGACCGCCGAAAAAAACAAAGUCGAAACGACCUCGGACAAUUCCGAAAACCGUAAAAUUGACGGAGAAGAAUGUAGAGUUUUAUAGAGAAAGAAUGUGGCCUGAUGGCGCAGUCUACUUCAUUGUCAAGGACAAUAAAAGAUACGACGUUGAAGAUGUCCGUUCGCGUUUGAUGAAAGUGAACGACUUGUUAACUGCAAAAACUUGCACGCAUAUCGAAGAAAUAAAGGAGGAAGAUGUGGAGCGGUACGAGGACUUCCUGGUCCUGGACGACAGCCCUGACUAUGUCACCGGCAGGGUCGGUGGGAGACAGAAUUUCGGCGUAGUGGAGCUUUUAAAAGGCGGUCAGCACCGCCAACACGCCGCCAUGAUGGUAAUGGCCAUGCUCGGCUUCUACUUCGAAGUUGCCAGACACGAUCGCGAUAAGUACAUUCGAGUGCAUUUGCGGCAUGUGAGGCCCGACAAACUCCACCACUUUGAGAAAAUCCGAGACGACGCAACAUUCAAUUUGCCUUACGACUAUAAAUCGGCUACCCAUCCUGCGUGGCAGUUCUGGAGACAGAUUGGACGAACGGGAAUAUCUACUGUCGCUACUUAUAAAGAACAGGAUCCUGACGGCUCAUUGAUGAAGUCAUUAGGACAAAACAGUGAGUUACUAUCGGAGAGUGAUAUAAUAAAAAUCAACAGUAUCUACGGCACAGAAUGUUUCGGUGGUGAACCAUCACCCACUCAACUAGAUGAUGAAAAUACCAACAAUGAAAAGCAAACGAAACCACAUAAAAAACGAGACGAUAAAAUGGAGGAAUUCGACGAAGACAGCAAUAAAACGAAAGACGAAGAAACAGAGAGGGAAGAACAAGAGUUGCAAGAGCGUGCCAAUACAGAAGAUAAGAAACGAGAUAUUGAAAAAAAAAGUCGAAGUAAAAGAAAUAAGAGAUUGGACCUGCAUGAUGAAAGUUUCGAUAAGCGAGUUAAGAAAUCUAUAGAAAACACUUUGAUGAAACGUAGACCGCUGGUUGAAGAAGAAGAACUAGCAGCUAAACCGAAUCGGAUCAUGAAACGAAAAGGUGAUGAAAGCGACACAAAAAACACCAUGAAAUAAAAAUCACUUGAGCGCCUUCUAGAGGUCAAGUGAUUUCAGAAAGAAAAUGAAAUGCGAUAAAAGAACACAUAACAAGAUACCUAUAAAACGUUGAAACACCAUAUACAAAGAUCCAACAACAAGCACAUAGAAAAAUUCGUGAGGUUCGCUGGUUCGUUCCGUGUCUUAGUUGGCAUAGCGUCUGGCCCGGUUUGCUAGCCUUUUGACCGCCACUGACAAAGACUAGUUUCGUUCCCUAGACCCCAAGCCUAUUAUAGUGAUGUGAUAUGAAGAUUUGUACCUAAUAUUAAUUCAAUUCUUCUAAGUGAUAGAAGAACAUAACAACUAAUGCAACUAUGAAACCAUACUUGAUUACAAUAUAUAAAUAAUAACACAAGAAAUGUCUUAAUAUUUAUUAAUUAAUUCCAAUUGAAAAUGUUUUAUUGACGGUUUAAGACGUGAUUGAGUUAAUGUAAGACGCUUUGAAGUGUUCACGGCGGUCAAAGGGCUAGAAGACGUCAACCGACGCGUUUGGUUCGAAUCCGGUCAGGGUCCCGAUUCAGAACUUUUUGAUAUCUUAACCGAAUCGUUCAAUUGGAUAUCGUUCUCGAAUCGAAGGGCGCUUUCAGAGCUAUUCAGAACAUUCCGAGUUAAACGUUCGAUUAGGACCUAAAUACAUUAUCCAAGAGCGUUUACGGAGUUAGUCGGUGAAAUGGAUGACAAGAAAAACGAAAAUCCUUUUAUA
Hyposmocoma kahamanoa is the source of this 4427-nucleotide messenger RNA. RefSeq lists its product as uncharacterized. Bases 17 to 3703 code for a protein of 1228 amino acids. NCBI's taxonomy places the organism in Eukaryota, Metazoa, Arthropoda, Insecta, Lepidoptera, Cosmopterigidae. The record is from RefSeq and is a predicted model, not a curated record. Gene Ontology annotation, biological process: proteolysis. The transcript is spliced from 15 exons. Gene Ontology annotation, molecular function: zinc ion binding; metalloendopeptidase activity.